AAUAAAAUAGCCUACAAUAUGUCUAUAUUAGACGCACUAACAGUAAGAGAAUCCAUUAAUGAAGAGGAUGAGAUUGAAGAUGCGCCCGAAGAAGAGCAGUGCACAAGAGCCUCACGCAUCUCCGCACAUGGGCGUGCUAAAUCAGACUUUUGCUGCAUUGCCAAGGAAUACUACAGUGAGUACGGGAAUUUAGUGGAUUCAUUGCAAAUCAUACCCAGGUUGAUUGUAAAUAAAAAGGGCUUCAAAAAGAAUGCUACCUAUGGCUUGAGCAUAGCCAUACGCAACAAUGGACUGUAUCCUCGAAAUAUACGUUUUUUUACGGAUAGUCCUAACGAUACACAAUUGUCUGUAUUGGAACACGAGUUGAAUCGAUAUUUGGAAACUGAUAAAGUGAUAAAUAUUAAAAUCUGGAUACGCAGCACUACGGCUCAUGAUAUCAAUCGGCCACGUCAUAUAUUCAUAGAAACAUUUCAUCCAAAUAUUGUUUUUGAAGUGCCCAUUAUAGUUUUGCAAGGCUUAGAGGAGCCCACGUAUAGCAAGACUAUUAUACUGCCGGCCUGUGUGCCCAAGGAUAAGUCCUACUAUGAAAUGAUAAUUUAUAAUCCUAAAAAAGAACCUGUUCCAUUUAAACUAAAAAACACAUUUCAUGGACUUACCAUAAGUGACUUGCACAAAGAUGAAAUACCGCGCUUAGAUUAUGUUAAAUUACUAUUAACAUUUCAUCCCAAAAAAUUGCAAAUUUAUAAAGGAUUUUUCAAUUUGAAAUUUUCCAUGGAGCCCGCCAGGCUAAUAAUGUUUGAAUUUACACCCAAAUCGAUGGGCGCCUAUUUGAGUCAUGGACACAUAGUCUUUGGUCAGACCAAGUUCGAUCAGGAGGAAACACGCAAAAUCAUUAUAUGCAAUGAAAGUCCACAUAUUCUACGCAUGUGCACAUAUUUUAGUAUUCAACAACGUGACACGGUGCAUUCCUCACUCUCAAUAAACUCCAAGAUGUCAAGACUAUUUUCUGAUGCCGUUAGCAUGCAUAGUGUGCUUAUGUAUGACUUUGAGGAAGAGGGACCACCCACAAUAACAUACAACGAAGAAGCGGAGUAUCAUUUUAAUUAUGAUGCACCCGAUGUACUCGAGGCUUAUUCAACGAAUGAGAUUAUAUUGAAAUUUCGACCCAACUGCAUUGAAACCACGCCCUUUUCAGAUGCUAUGGAGCCACCUUACUUUCAACGCACUAAGAUACAUUUUUGCCUUACAGAUUCCGAUGACUGCGUCGAAACUCAAUUCGUUACUAUUGAGGGUGAAGUCGGGGGCAUUGAAGUCGAAAUCUUUCCCAAGGUAAUCGACUUUCGCAAAAUCUAUUUGGGCGAAGAACACUGUGCGUUUAUUAAAAUCUUAAAUGUGGAUGGUGUGAAUGCCAAGGUGAACUUUAAAGACGCUUUGGAAGAGGAUGUGGGCGGUGUGCGUAUCUCACCUGAAGCUGGCUAUGACCUUGCUCCCUGUGAACGCGGCGUCUUCACCUUAUCCUUCUUCACCAUAGUGCCCACGCGCUUUACGCUAACAUUGCGCUUCAAAGUAGUUAACGGUUCUCACUAUAAGGUCUUGAUCAAAGGCACUGGACAGCAUGUUCAACUGCGCACAUUUCCACAGCUGGUGGAAUUCGGCAGCAUUCCCAUCGCUGUGCCCCAAAAGCGUUUCAUGCUGCUCAUGAACCCGCUGGCUGUGCCCAUUACACUACAAGUCACCACCACGGAUGAUGGUGAGGAGCAGCCUUUGGUGUUAAAUAUACGCGAUUCCACAGAAAUGCUGCCCAUUACCGUAAGAGAUCCCAUUAAGCAUUUACAAAAGACUAACGAUGAAUUGCGGGAAGAAGUGGAUCUUACGCAGGACUUUGAGUUUCAGCUAAACGAACAAGAGGAACUGUCCGUCAAGUCCUAUUCACAAAAUGAAUCUAUAUAUAGUGCCGAAUUUGAGGAAGAGGUCAUGGAGCCAGUGCCUGUAUUGGCUUCACAUCUGCUUAAAAAUCUGAAGAAGCAAAAGAUUUUUGAUAAAUCGGAAACAGAUAAGCGCGUUAUACAAGAAACGCUACGAGAAAUGCUCAAUACAAAGUAUUUUAAUAUAUUUUCCAAGCAUAACAAUUUCAUUUUUAUGGACUGGAACGCGUUGCCAAGUGAUCCACGCGAAAUCUACUGCGAUAAUGAGGUAAUAUAUCUCAGACCCAACACCGGACGUAGCAUAACUAUAUUGAUUGUACCGAAUCGUGUGGGCUACUUUCAUCGCUCUCUCACUGUGCGCAUUUGUCCAGCCGUUCCCUUGCCCAGCGAGUCGAGUGAGGAUCAGCAGCACAACACGCUCAUUGAAUCCAAAUAUCUAUGCUCAAAGUUGUGGUAUGAGUUUAACUGUUGCAUACCCGACAUCGAGUGGAUUAACUUUGUUGAUCUGACUGAACGCGUUAUAUAUGCAGGCGAGGAAUAUUACUUUGAUAUGGUAUUUUCCAAUCCCUCCACAGUGAGUGGCUUUGUGCACUAUGAAGUUGUGCCCAAUGAAAUGAGCUUUCGCGACGGCACUUGGAAGUUUUUUAUUGCAGGUGGCGCUCAGGCAGUGGCCAAGUGUUCCAUUUCAUUUCACAUGAAAGGUCAGAACAAGCUAACAGGCUUGGUAAAAGUCGUAGGCGGACCACAUCCCUAUCCCUUUCAUAUAUUUGCGCAAGUGCUGCCACCGGAAAUACGCAUACGACCCAGAUUUGUGCAUAGACUGCUGCAUGUUUAUGAAGAAAAUAAAAUACACUUCUACAUAGACAACUGUUCGCCGACAAACACAAUGCUGACCUUGAGAUUAGAAGACUGUGAGUUUCAAUAUCUGACCACGCGAGGUGGCGUGCUGGCCGCCACAGGACAAAGCAUGUAUACCACCUUAGUAUCAAUGUUUCUUGACCCAGAUCUAUAUCGCAACACUUUGUAUGUCGAUUUGCAGUUUGAUCAUGUUAUGGAAAUACCCAUAACAUUUUUAGUUGAAGGCGUGCCGCUUUAUUUUGAGCCAGAUAUUAAAAAGGGCUAUGAUGCUGGCCUACUGUUUACCGAUAGCAAAGAAGACUUCAAUGCCAAUAUCUUUAAGCAUCGCUUUAAGGUAAAAGUAAUCAAUCGUGGGCAACGUUACUAUCGAGUGUCCAUCAGCCGCUUGAAAACCUAUAAUCCCACAUUAAGUGUAAGCGCCUGCACUAGUUUGCCGCUAAUGGCGCGCUUUGAAAUCCAGCCCAAGUUAUUAGAGCUAUCGCCCAAUUCUUUCGACUAUAUGGAGGUGCUCAUUAGCGCCUAUGAGGAGGGCGUCUACCAAGCCGAGUUUAUGCUAAACAUCACAGACAUUAAAUAUCCACAACGCAAGCAUAUUUUAAAAGUCACUAUCAAGGCUACAUUUGUCGACUGUCAGCUGCAGUGGAGCCCCAGGCAGCUGAAUUUUCACUUUCAGCCCAAGACGCCACUCAAGGAUCGCACACAUAUUGCCAUUGCCGAGCUCAUCAAUCCAUUUGAUAUACCUGUGGAAAAUGUAAUACUUACAGCUUUGGGACCAUUUCGCAUUAAAGCCCUAUUUGAGCAUCUGUUCGAAAGGCAAAUCAGCACUCGUUUUGAUUCACACGAGCAUAAAGAAAUCUUCGUGCUGUUUCAUAGACCAGCGUUGAAGCAGCUCUGCUGCAAGCUGAUUGAGGGACGCGUUACAGCCUGUGCCGAGGGCAUGCCACAAAAGUAUUUACAAGUGCGAGUCCACGUGCUAGUGCCAGAGCUUGCUAUCAUGUUGCCCGAGCUGGUGCUCUUCGAUCGUGGUAGAGCCUACGAAACCACGAUUAAUAUUGUCAAUCUGGGCUGUGCAGCUGCCAGUUACAAAUGGCAUAGGCUUUGGGUUACGGAUCGAUUCGUUGGUGACGAUGAUCCAGCCGAUGUAGUUGCAGAGAUUUUGGAUGAAAUUCUACGCAUGCUGGAGUACAACUUUAAAUGUGAUGAAGAGCCGAAUAUGACGCUGCGCUAUCAGCUCUGCCGCUGUCAGUUUCAUCACGAGACCGAAGUGGGCAACCUAGUGCUGGAAAUUAUAGAAGAUAUUAUUAAUGAGCUGGAUCUCAGUCAGCGUCGUUUUAUCAUCAAUUUGAAUGAAAUGGAUAUAUCGCUGGAUGACAGCGCACAGCAUAGCACAACGAGCUUUAUACAACACACAUUGGAUGAACUGCUCAAUCGACUUAAUGUCGAAUCGAGUCAAGAGUUAUCAGAAGCUUCUUCGGAGUAUUGUUUCUUGGAUCGCUUCAUCUACUUUUACGAAAAGACUGGUGAAGUGGCCAUUAAAAAUAGUCAAGAUUGUGUGCUACACUUGCCGCAUAUAAAUCGUGGACAUGAAUUAAAAACGGUUUUUCAAUUGGGUGUUAUUGGCGGCAUAGCCAGCUCUUUAGCUGUAACACUCGUAAAUUUAAAUGAGAAAAUUCGAUUUCAUAAUGACAAUGUGUACCUCAAUAUUAAGCCUUGGUACGAGCUCUUCAACACGACUAUACGCAUUUCAAAUGUCACUCAAUAUCCGCUGCAGUUGAUUUUUGUAGAUAUGAGACCAGAUCAAAAAGAAUGGCGUUUUGUUGAUGGCUAUGCGAAGAUAAUGCAAAGCUAUGAUCUAGCUUUGGAGCCCCUGGGCAUCGAUAAAAUUCAGCUGAGUGGCAUACUUGGCUUCAGUGAAAACUUUCAACGUUCCUUUGCUGUGCUCAUUAACAAAAGCGCACUCAGCUAUUUCCGUUUGCGUGGUCAGGGCGUUUUACCCAUAUUAUGCAUGACGUCACAACUGCCCAGAGUAACACAAAGUAUGGUAGAGAUUUUAGAUGAAUAUACCUGCAUGCGUAUAAUAUAUAACUAUGAGAUAUUUAAGAGCAUAACAGAGACGGACGAAGAGCCGCCAGGCGGCGACGAGGAGGAAGAUUUUAUGGAAGACUAUCCUAGUGAGGACUUUAGCGUAAUGUCCAUAAGCGGUGAAGAGGAAAUGAGCGACGCUCGUCAGCGUGCGCAUGAUUAUCAAUUUUAUAGAAUGUUACGCACUUAUGUCUUGGUUAACAAUAAUGAGGAACUACCCAAUGCCGUGGUGUUAAAUCAAAUGCUCUUAACUGAACGUUAUCUGCGUCGUUUGCGCUAUAACUCGGAAGUUUUCGACAUACACCAGCAAGUGUAUCAAACCUAUUUGAAGGAAGGUAAAAACAUGGGCUAUAAGCAGCCGUCUACGGUCAAGCAUAUUACUGUGCAGCCCUUGCCUUGUGAACAGCAUGGCUACGUACUGGACUUGGGUCCCUUGACACGUAAUACGCUAAGAAAGUUUGAAUUGAAUUUACAUUUCUUUGGACCUGGCAAGCUAAUAGCAGCAGCACGUACGGCUGUGCGCAUUCCGGGCCUGUUUGUGGACUUUCAAGUGGACAAUCAUAUCGACAAAAAGUUUACGUUUUGGGCUGAGCAAUGCAAAGCGCCAGAAUUUUUCAAGGAUUCUUAUCGUAACAUGUUGGAACGUGAAGUGGAUGCUGAUAAAGAUCCAAAGCUUAAGCAUGCGCACUCUUUUGAUUUGAAUGAAAUUGUUAUACAUCAGCGUGAUGUAAACGCUGUGGAUCGUCGUAUAAUCGAUGAAUAUUAUAUCAGCUUUAAUCCUUCGGUUUAUCCAGAUCAUAAGCAUCAUUUUACUCUGGCUAAAGUAUAUACGGCGCAUAGCUCAAAUUUCUCUGGUGUGGAUGUACGUUUAGUGGGUUACUUUAGGCCGUCUUCCAAGUACUACAAGCAUCAGCAGCGCAUAGAGGAUUACAUAUAUAUAGAUUUACAUAUGGGCCCCACUCUACCCAUACUACUAAAAGGCAUUUGUGCGGCUUAAACACAAGUUUUAUUAUUAUUUAUUAAUACCAUUAAAAGUUGCAUGUGCUGUUAAGUAUAUGAU
Molecule: messenger RNA, 5925 nt
Organism: Drosophila busckii
Lineage: Eukaryota; Metazoa; Arthropoda; Insecta; Diptera; Drosophilidae
Exons: 14
Coding region: 19-5862 (1947 amino acids)
Biological process (GO): axonemal central apparatus assembly; cilium movement
Cellular component (GO): axoneme
Source: RefSeq, a predicted model, not a curated record